Messenger RNA from Dromaius novaehollandiae (emu), 11785 nucleotides. It is a transcript of the gene COL23A1, whose product is annotated as collagen type XXIII alpha 1 chain. The record is from RefSeq and is a predicted model, not a curated record. Lineage: Eukaryota; Metazoa; Chordata; Aves; Casuariiformes; Dromaiidae. Bases 129 to 1673 code for a protein of 514 amino acids. The transcript is spliced from 28 exons.
CUCCGCAGCUGCCGGCGCCAGUCCCAGUCCCAGUGCCGCGGCGGGGCGCGCAGCGCACGGGGCGGGCGCUGGAUGCGCCGCCGGCGGGAGGCGGGCAGCAGCCGAGCGGGUCCCCGCGCAGCGGCGCGAUGAGCGCGGGCGGCGGCGGCGGCGCGGGCACCGCCACCUCGGCGCUCUGCGUGCUGCUCUCGCUGAGCGCCCUGGCCCUCUGCCUGCUGCUGGGCGCCAAGACGGCCGAGCUGCAGGGCCGCCUGGCCGCGCUGGAGGAGCGCGGCGCCGCCGGUCCCGGCGCGCUGCUGGCCGCGCUGCAGCCCCGCGUCGAGCAGCUCUUCCGCGAGAAACUGGGUGAAGGAUUAGCAAAGCUGCGGACGGCGAGAGAGGCUCCGUCGGACUGCAUGUGCCCCCCAGGCCCACCGGGGAGGCGCGGGAAGCCAGGACGGCGCGGAGAGCCCGGACCUGCAGGGCAGUCGGGACGCGACGGUUACCCGGGGCCUCUUGGUUUGGACGGCAAGCCAGGGCCUCCAGGACCAAAAGGGGAAAAGGGUGAAGCAGGGGACAUCGGCCCACGGGGCGAUCAAGGUCGAGAUGGAGCCACUGGCCCCCCUGGCCCGCCGGGACCCCCCGGUGCCCGGGGGCCUCCUGGCGAUAGAGGCAAAGAUGGCCCAAGAGGACCUCAAGGCCCCCCUGGUUUUAAAGGAGAGCUGGGAGAGGACGGUCCCACGGGUGCCAGGGGACCUCCAGGACCAAAGGGCGAGCCUGGCGUCCAAGGGAAAAAGGGUGAUGACGGGAUCCCAGGGGAGCCAGGGCUUGUGGGCGCCAAGGGAGAAAAAGGAAGCCCUGGUCCAACGGGAGAGAACGGCACGGAUGGUUUGCCAGGGUCCAAGGGCGAACCCGGUGAGAAGGGAGGAACCGGCUCCGUCGGACCACGGGGCCCGCCUGGCCUGAAGGGAGAGCAGGGCGACACCGUGGUGAUCGACUACGACGGCCGCAUCCUGGACGCGCUCAAGGGAUCGCCAGGUCCCCCGGGGCCACCGGGCCCUCAAGGCGCGCCGGGUCCCAAGGGAGAGCUGGGCUUGCCUGGUCCGCCUGGGCUCGACGGUGAGAAGGGUCCCAAAGGAGCUAAGGGUGACCAAGGAAACGCAGGGAUGAUGGGACAGAAGGGCGAGAUGGGAGAAAUGGGCUUAUCUGGUCCACCGGGAGCUGAUGGACCAAAAGGAGAAAAAGGAGAAACCGGAUCCCCAUGUUUGCAGAAUAAUCAUAUCAUCCCUGAGCCAGGACCCCCCGGACUGCCCGGCCCUAUGGGUCCUCCAGGAAUCCAGGGGCCUCAAGGCUUGGACGGUGCCAAAGGAGAAAAAGGUGACAGCGGCGAGAAAGGGGAGCGCGGUGACACUGGGCCAGCUGGUCUCCCUGGUGCUCCAGGACUUAUCGGCUUACCCGGUACCAAAGGAGAGAAGGGAAAGCCGGGGGAACCGGGAUUAGAUGGCUUCCCGGGUCUAAGAGGAGAGAAGGGAGAAAGAAGUGAAAGAGGGGAGAAGGGUGAGAGAGGAAUACCAGGGAGAAAAGGAGCUAAAGGGCAGAAAGGGGAACCAGGCCCUCCUGGGCUGGAUCAGCCUUGUCCAGUGGGACCAGAUGGACUGCCAGUAGCAGGAUGUUGGCAUAAGGUACAGUCGUAAUAACUAUAUAGCCUUGAGUAGGCAGAGCGACUUUGGCUGCACGGUGCCUGUUUGCCCUGCUCCGUUUCCUUUAAGCGAUAGAUGGUACCUUACAGAGAAGGUGUCAUGCCUUGCGAGAACAGGAGUCUAUCUAAUUUGGUAUCUUGUUCCCCACAACUGUAGACUAGUUUCUGCCCAAGAAGUGGAAAAAACACCCCCAAAACUUGCUAACCAUGAAAAAUCAUUCUCAUUAAUACUGUCAGUAACAACCUCUUUUUCAGGCUAGCGCAGACUGGGCCUUUACUUUGGCCCGGGUGUUUUAGGAACCAGUCAUGCAAAGACUACACAGUUCUGCAAGUUGGGCUUGUACAACUGCAGUUCACACUGUAGCUUUUAGCUGAGAAUUUUAUAGUCCAUCACCCUUUUUUGUCACAGAGUUACAAAACACUCAUUUCCACACAGACUUUCCUGCCACAGUAAUUAUGCCUCUGCAACCGCUACACUACGUUUCAAUCAGCAAAUCUGGGUACGCCUGGCCAGCUACCUGGAAACGUCUCGCCCUACGGCCCUGGCACGGCCAGGGUCUAAGUGCAGGGCUGUCCAGUGCAAAAAGACCGCUCCCGCGAGAGCGAUUAGACAGCUCACCCCCAAGAUGAGCUUUUGAUCCCGACUUUUAAGAGGGUGCUGUAAUCUCGUUCUCCAACAAGGCUAUGCCACUGGAGCAGACCAGAAUUACUAACCUGGUUUCAAACAUAUGGUAUGUGGACAUAAUUCAAGUUAAUAGCAAGCAUGUUACUAACUGGUUGCAAACCCUCAGUUAGAAUGUAAGCACGCCCUUAGCAUAUAAAAGGUUUUAAUUCUGUGGAAAGCCGUUUGGAUGUACUUUUAACGUUAACGAAAAAAAAAGUAUCAAUCCUUACAAUAUUAACAAGAAAAUUAGUAAAUGUAAUGGAGCAGCUCUCUGACUAAAAUUUUUUAAUCUAUGUGUUCUCUUGCAGUGAUCUCUAAGCAUGAAGCACAGUGUGUAAAUAAUGUGAUAUAUUUUGAUCUUUCUAAUUUUUGUAUAAAAAAGGAACAAAAACCCCUUCAACAGUAAUAUAUUGACCUUUUUUAUACUGGAUUCUGUCAUUUAUGGACUUUGAAAAUAUUGUAAAGCUCCCAAACCCGUAAGAUAUGCAUGAUAACAUCAGGAUUUGAUCAAGGUACCAAAAACAGUAGCUGGGAAUGAAGAGUAUUCACUGCUGAUGCUGCUGUGUGAACUAACAGGCCUGAGACAGUGUGGUGCCUGGUGUGCCUUACAGCAUGAAGGAGGGACGAUCUCUAUCCUAAUUAGGCUCUCAGCUAUGUAUUUGCCUUGCACGUGUACAUUAAAAGGAUGAAAAAAACUGGCUGAAAACAAAAAAGAAAAAAAGGAUGCAGCCCUAGAAAUGAAAGAAGCUGCUCUAUACCAUCUGGCCAAAGAAAAGAAGGACUUUCAACUUGCAGAGGAAACAAAGCCAAGCUCCAUUCAUUGCUGCCUGCUGCUGCUGUGAUGGAAAUAGCAAUCCUUUGGUUAAAAGUAACAAUCUUGACUACCUGUGGAUAUUUCAGCUACCAUCAACAGAAACUGUUAUCUCAAGAGGAAAUGCCUCUGGGUCCCCUUAUGGGUUCUUUGGCUGAAGAUUUGCAAAUGCUGUUACCGCAAAACUCAAAUUCCUUAGAAAACCUUGACUGCAAUAUUUCAAAACAUAAAAACCUAGCUGUACUUUCACUGAAGAGCGCCACAGGAUAGGGAGGGCUCUGCUGAAGCCUUUUCUUAGGCAACAGAGCAAAUAAUGUUGCUUGCUAUUGAGGUUCUCAAAACUUGGGAGUUUGGAGUAUUUAAUUCUCCUGGUUUGUAGGGUUCAUUUGUAUUUGAUUUUCUUGGUUUACGUGGUUUAAUUGUAAGCUCUGUAACUGUCUGCACACUCCUCUUGUCCGCCUCUUUCUCUCCCUCUUUUUGGUCUCUUUCUUUAAAUUAUCUGAUCUCGGGCACAUCCCAUGCAGAGCAGAGUAAUGAAUUAAAGGGUUAUGAUUUCUAUCUCUGCAUAUGGCAUUAGUGAGACCAAUAAAAAAUUUGCAAACUAUUCCACUGUUAACAUUUUUAAAGAUGUUGAAAAAAUUACAGACUGUGCAGAAAGAGCCAUAGAAAAUAUUUCAAGGAGGAAGAAAAAUCUUUAAAGGGAGUCUGUUCAGCUUAAAUUGAAGAUCAGGAGGCAGUCGGAUUCCUUUGCAGGGAGGAGAUAUUUUAUAUAACAAGUUCUUAAAUUGAACAGAGAAAUAUGUACAAAGAUCCAUCCAUUGGCUGGAAGCUGAAGCUACACAAAAAUGAAAUAAGCCAUGGAUUUUUAAUAGUGAGGCUGAUUAAUGAUAACCAGACCAGUGAUUGGAUCCCCAUUCAUUUUAAUGGCAUUUUGAUUUGACAGAUCAUUUCUGGAGGAAAUACUUCAGCCAAAUACAAGUUGCUAGGCUCAGUGUAGGAGUCUGAGGUGGAAUUAAGAGCCCGUCCAUGAUAUCGAACCAGGCAACGUGAAAGAGCUCUUUGUGGCCUUAAAGAAUACAGAAGGGGAAAGGGAGUCAUUUUUUGUAUACGGAGUAGAUCUGAACCCUCUGUUAGAUGCUUGUUCCACUCCACCUCUGAGGGCAGCUGGCGGCAGAGGAUUUGAGGGAGGGAUGCGAUCCGAGGGCAAUGCGUCCCGUACAAACUGACCUAGUGCUAAGUUAGUUCUCGCUCUGGUAUUCUGAAGAACAGUAGCAACAUGCUCAGUGCUCCAAGGAGACGGGGUGAAGUCUGACUGAUGUUUAUGAAUGCUUAUCAGUGACUGUGUCCUAGUUGUCCUUGAACUUAUCCUGUGAGUCAGCGGGGAGUGUUUGCUAUUUGCUGAUAAAUGCUGAAAUGGACAUCUAACUUGGUAGAUGUGGACAUAAAAGACUUAGGGCUGUAGGCAGUGAACUUUUGCUACCUGUCUUUGUUAGCUGCUUAGGUUCUGUACCUACACAUUGCUUGCUUUGUGGCUAUACUUUACAUCUUUACCAGUUAUUGAUAGUUUUUGACCAUAUUCUUGGUCACCAUAUAGAUUAAAUCUGUGCAGAUCAACUAACAAAUCAAGAAACAAGAAUUAUGUAACUCAAACAGCAAUGAAAAUGCAUUUUAUUUACUUCCAUUUCAUGAUGUUAGCUAUCGCUUUUGGUGUGUGGGGGUUUUUAAAGGCAUAAGGAGCAGUUGGAAAACAAGCUCCCGCUGGCUUUAGUGCUUUUGAAAAACCCCUUUGCUGUCCCAAAUUAAAGCUAAAUUCUUCUUCUGUGGAAGGUUGAAGGCAAAUCUCUCAUUGAUGUCACUGGGAAGAAGAUCUGUAAUUGUUCCCUUAAUAUACAGUUGAUCUUCCCAUCUCCCCCAGUCAUCUCCAAACUAAAGCAAUACACUACUCCAAACCACACCGUGGGCCUCUACGCUCAAUAUCCUGCACUCGUCCUGUUCAAGGAACUUCUAUUGAUAUCAAUGAGAGGUCAGUCCCCAGAAUGACUGCAGAAAAGCACGAGAAUCUGGAAGUGUCCACAAACAAUCUACAAUGCAGAUAGAAAAGUCUUGUUUUACAUAUGCUGGCAAAAACUAAACAGCUUUCUAUCUAGCUCCUACUUGAAGAAGUUUGAUAUCACUGAAGCUACAAGACAAGCUAACCUCCAAAGCUUAUGAAAUUAUAUUAAAAUUUAUAUUUUCUCUGAGGAAAUACCCCGAAGUCCUAUUAUCUUCAGGUAAACAAGUCAGUAUUCCGUCUUCAACUUGUGGAAUAUCCAGUGCUUGUAGGCAUCAACUGUGACCACUGCCAGGCCUGCAAAACAUUGAUACAGAAUACCAGAAUAGUGCUUUACCUAUUGCAGCUCUGCACGGCAGCCUUCCCCCUCCCAACACAGAGCCGCUGUUGCCACAGAACCCAAGACAUUUGCUCGUAAUGGAGGAAGAGAGCUCUCUUUCAAUUGACUGAACCUCUUAACUGGGGUUUUUCUUCCCUGUCCCCAAGGCACCGCCUCACCACUCAAGGGGUUUUCACGCUAGUCGAGGAGGAAGGCUACAAUCGUCGUCCUAGCAUAGGACUUUGUGGCUGGUAUCCAUACCUGUCAGCGCUAACAUGUUGGCUGCCAAAUCUUUUAGUGAUAAUCUUUGAAAAUCCUCGGCAGAUGCCCUCUGCAUAGCUUAAUUCUGCAUCCCGAGUAUGGUGAGUCCAGCACAUACAAAGCAGAUUCAUCUAUGCACUUACAGCGAGUUGAGUACGUUCUGGAUGUCUCAGUUACUGCACGUGUACAAAUCAGCAGCCGGUGUGCAGCAAUUUCCCUGGACUUCUGCCACUUCCAUUUCUGUUAGAAAUGCUGGCAGAAAUGGAUCCUGCAGUAUAUGGCAACUAUUGCCACUUCAGCUAUGAGGAACUUAACCAGUAGAUCUUCAAGGAUCUGCUGGUCAUAAGCCUGGUCUACCAAUGCCUUUUGGCACCAAAGCAACUGAAACCUGUGCAAAGGAGAACUCCAGGUGAGGUACAGAUCCCUAAGCCAGGCUAUUGCAGGGGACCGCAAAUGUGCUCUGCAGUGCAAGUCCUCCCUGGGCGUAACCCAGCGCUCUUGGUCUGUAGAUUGUGAACUCGAUAUCCUUAUUCAUCAGUUAAUACAGACUGACAAACUGUAUUAGAGUAACUGUUCAUUUCAAAUUGAUAGUAUGGGGUCUAAGAGAAAAUCUGAUCAGAUUUGUGUGCUUUCCAAACACAUUUACAAGAUUAGAUUGUUAAAUGAUAAAAUUGUUUCAGGACAGUCAUCAUCUCACUGGGAAGAGAUAAAACGAUUUGCUUUGCUCAGCAAAUUCAUGCCAGAUCAGUUGAUUAUUUUCUCCUUCCAUAUGAAAAUGUUUAUGUGGGUCUUUUUGAAUACUUUGAAUUUGCAAAUAGCUCAUGAAGAUGAAUUUUACUUACAGGUAGUACUAGCAGCCUUACUCAGAACUUGGUAGUUAUCUCCGCCGCUUACAAAGCAAUUUUUUUUUUCUCCCCGGAAAAUCCCUCUCUAUUCUUCCAACUUGAGAGAAUGUAAAUUUGUUUUACAGGAAUUCAGAAAUACAGCUAAAUGCUACCACUAGAUGCCAGUAGCAGUAAAGAUGAUUGACAAGGAGGCUGCUAAUGCUUAUGAAAUAUAGGUCAUUCUGAGACCAAGCAACUGAUUUAUGUUGAUCAUUAAAAUACUUCAUGUUAGCUUCAUGAGUUCAUCAAUAAACAAAGAUUUUGGUUAAAACACUUAAGUUACUGGUCUUGGAGAAAUCUAAAGUACAGCCAAAUUCAUGUUUAUCUUUUUUUUCUAGUUUAUAAAACAGCAGAAAAUUCAUUGGUCCUAUUUAGCUGACUAUAAAAGCAUGGUGAUUUCCCUUAUGCUCAGACAACUACGUCUGUCUGCUUCCUAGGAGCAGAAGACAAGCAGCAUGCUUAAAGACUGACUUAUUUACAGUCAUAGCCAACAAGCAACUUCCCAGUUAUUACCAACAUCCUCCCUCUGACAUAGUGUGGCCCAAGCAAUUUUGGAAGCAAAGGUCCCAAGCUGAGUCCUAAGGGUGCCAGAACUCACUGAAACCCCUACAAAGGUUUUGGCCUGCGAAGCUCUGCAGACAGAGCUGCCUUGCCCCAACACCCAGCAGCUCUGGUAUGUGACCAUAGCUACAACGGCUUACCGCGUGCGUGGGUUUUGAUGUCAGCCUGGCCCUGUGCCUGCCCUGGGAGCUGAAUGACUGCUCUGCUUCAGCUGUGUGAAGGCAGGGUUGUUGCUGCAGCACCCUUCGGUAUGGGCUCACCUGGGAGGGCAGGGAAAGCUCGUGCUGUUACUCUGGACCUAACUAGCGCCGGGUGCCCUGGGAGCAGCGACGCUGCACCAGACUAAGAAUGGGGAGAGCUCCCGGGAGCUUCUGCUGUGAAUAUAUUUUGGGGGAAAAUAAAUAAGGCCAAAUAUCGCCCUUGUUUGUAACUCCAGCUUAGUGCCAACAGCACACCGGCAGCCCCGGGUAUGCCACUCGCCAGAGCAUGAACCUGACAAGUUGGCCUGUCUGAGGGGCAGGCGAGACAGAUUUGCAGCUGAUCUAACAGUAGGCUCGGCUAGUUAGUUGAGAAAUAUUUCUCUGAGUUAUGAAACAGGUAGCAGAGAAAACUCAGCCUGACUCCAGACUGAAAAUGUUUCCAAGCCUUAAUGCAUUGGGACUUUAGUUAAACUUUUUUUUUUUUAAAAAAAGACAUUUCCACAUACUUUAGUUUUAUAAGGGAGAGUCUUUUUUUCUGGUAUACACUGCUUCUAACACUUUCUGUGUAUAUAAUGAUGAAUUUAUUUCCAUAGGGAUUUUUCUCCUGUGUAUUUAAAAAUGUUUCUUUUAAUGAUAAAAUGCAGAGACUUUCUGGUGUGUUUUUCUUUUUCUUUUCUUUUUUGAGGAAACCAAGAGAUGAGAUAUUUAAGUGAGCUUUUAUGUUUUGUCAUUUCAUAAAUUUAGCAUGUGAAAUUAAGCAAACCAGUGAAAUGUGUGUGAGGUUUCAGCAGUUCAAGCCAUCCUGCAUAACGAUGAACUGGAGUGGCUGAAUGCUAUCCAAGGUAAAAUAUUUAUUAAAUGUAUUCCAUGGAGGAUGACACAGGUCAUUACCCAUGAUUUUAAAGACUGUUAUAAUCAUCCAUUACACAUGAAGCUGUAUGUUUAUUAUGGCCAACGCUUUCAUGCUAGAAAGCCUGUUUUCUAAUUUGGUUACUUUUAGUCUUCUACUCCAAAGUGGAAACUCGGUGUCAAACUUCAGCUGGUGAAACUGUGCACUACAAUGUUGACUAUAAUAGCGCUAAACCAGUUUACACUAGCAAAGAUUUCAGUCUACGAUGUUUACUGUCUGGCCAGCCCACAGCUCAGAAAGGAGCUGCAAAUUCUUGCAAAUGUGGCACAAUCAGCUGCAUGUACUGGGCUCUUGGGCUCAAAUGGAAGCGAUUGCCUCACCCUUUUGUAAUACACAGCUAAACUGCGAUGCCUGAAAUUCCCAGUUUUACUAUAAUGACAAAUAAUCAUCCUCAGUCAAUAUAACUGUGUCCCAUUAGCCUGUAAAUUCAGGAAGUUUGUAUAAGGUAGCACAUGUCUUAGCUUUCAGGGCCCUUCAAUACUUACUUCAUGCUGCCCUCUAGAGGCCAUCUUUUCUAUGUAGAAACAAAUUUUAUGCCAGGAGGGAAAAGAAACUUUUUUUUCCCUGACACUGUCCCCUAAUGGACAGGACACAGAGGGAGGGUGCAUCGUUUGCAUUUGGAAUAGUUCUUUGUAGAACAGAUGUGCAUAAAUAGAAACUUUAAUUUUUUUCCCCACAGAUCUUGUAUUUCUGUAAUGGAUAAUGCCCUCACAGUCUCAGAUUUUAUUUGUUUAACACCAUAAAUUUAUUGUCUGGGUAAGAACUGGACUAAGAAAAAGAACUAUCUGUAGUAGGUUAUGAGCCAAGUUUCCAUUUUGAAAUUGUAGAGAGAGGAAGUUUCAAAUUACUUUCUUUACAGACAAGAGAUUUAUAUGAAGAGCCACAAAGAUACCAGUAAUAACAAAUGAUAAAAAUGUUUAAGAACACUUGAAGUGUUCCAAAACCACUUAUCUGAGACAAAUGGUGUAUGUAUCUGGUCCCAUUCAGAGGAAUGAGUUUGGUUCCAGUUCACACUACCGUAGCUAAGAGCAGAGUUAGUCCCACUGUCUUCAGUAUGUCUGAGGAUGGAGUAAAACCUCAGUACUGCUUUACCUCAUUUGAAGCACACAGUAGGUUUUACUUGGUAUUUGCUAGUGCGCUUUGUAGCACAGCUAGGCUUUCAGUAGUUUAACCUGGAAGAGUUUCCAAGUGAGAGCUGAAGUAUUUUGAUAGAUUUCAAGAAGCCUAAGACACUUUAGCUUGCAAGGCAAUCAAUGUGGCCUGCUGCCUUUGGAGAUACUGACCUUGGCAACUGUACAGAACCGCGUUUAUGUAAGAAUAAACAUUUCUUGAAAUCUUUGGCAACAGUGAUUAAAAAAAAAAAAAAGAAGUUAUAGCAAAUAAGGAAGAGAAUAACAUCUGGUCACUCUAGUUAUUUAUUGGAGUCUCCUGUCUCUUAAUGGUGUCCCUGGCCAAAUAGUAGUGUAGUACAGUUUGAAAUACUUCAGAGCUCCAUUCUGGGGAAUCUGUUACUCACUGAAGUAAACCAGUAAGUACAAAUCUCUUUCUUAGACUGUCUUCCUUGAUUAUAGUUUACAUCUGUAAACUAAAAUUGACGUCUGCUAGUAUUUCCAUUCCCACUUGAACCGUUGUGACUUUCCUAUAUACUUGUGUAUCGUUAGAUGGCAUAACAAAAGGGAUGUCCAACUAUUGUAUCAUGUGCAGCUAAGUGCUGAAAACCUGUCUCUUAAAAAUAAAUGGCAGAAGGACUUAAUAGCUUGUAGGACUCUAUACUACUGUAGAGACCCUGGGGGAAAAACACAGGAAGGAUGGGAAACAUUGAGUUGUGAAUGCACAAGAGGUGGCAUUAUUGGCAACAGAGUGGAAUAAGAAGUACAUUAGCACUUGUGGUUUUCCCAUGUCUUAGGACAACAAUCAAUCCCUAUCCACUGAGUUCUGGUAGAAGUUGCCUCAUCAUUGCUUAGUUUAAUGGAACAGCUGGCUAACUGUUUUUGUGUGUCUGUGUGUGGUUUCUUAUAUAAUGCAGAUAUUAACGAAAAGAAGGUUAAAAUGGAGAUGUCUCAUGUAUCUGAAAUAUGUUUCUCAGCAAAUGAUACGAAUAGUGCUUUUUGCUUUUUUUAAUGUGCUGUUAAACACUGAAUUGUAUGCUUAACUUUUAAAAAGGUAUUUUACAUGGUUUUAUGAAGUGGGUGGAUAUCUGCAUUUCUGCAGUUGGUGGAUAUCUGCAUUUCUGCAAUUAAAUAAAAAAAAAUUGGGACCUGGUUUUGCAAAGCACUAAGCACCCACAUUACCCACUGAAUUUCCAGAUUAGACAAAAGAGGUAAAAUGCUAUUAGCUAGAAAGAGCUGGAGUCCUGGUGUGUUUGCUGGGUAGCUUCACAGAUGGCGUGAAGUUUUAUAGAAAAUUUCGUAACAAAUUAUUUGCAGGUUUUUUUCAGUAUCUUACCAAAAAAAACCCAAAAAUGUAUUCAAUAAGAAGAUGGUUCAGCACAAAAUAUCACAGUUAAAGCUGAUAAUCAAACCUGAAACAAAGUCACCUGCUCUGUUGUAUUCAUUUACUUUGGACAUACAAAUCUUUUAAAACUGGCAUGUAUUCUAGCAUUUAGGUGCAAUUUCUGAGGUUACAUAUUUUGAAAAACUGUAACUGCUGGUAUUUAAAAUCUAAAUGAAAAUCUGCCUUAUUUAUACAGUUUAGGAAAAGACAUGCAAUAUGUGCAUUAUCUGUCCUUAUUUGUUUGAAGUUAUGCUGAUAAGGCUUAAUCCUCUACCACGUUAUGCAAGUGUCCCUUAUUUAUGUGAGUGGUUGCAUCACUUCAGUAAGACUGUUUGUAAGAGUAAGGGCUGCUCGCAUGUAUGUGUGCAGUUUGCACAUCUUGCAAAAAAUAGUUUGUUUGAAUGUAUUUACAUGGUAUUUUAUACAAAGCUGACCCUCAAUCUCUGUAAAAUGUAUCUUUAAAAAUAUAAAUAUAUAUAUAUACACAAAUACAAAAAAUGUACUUAACAUCUUUAUUUGCAAACUCUUUGCAAUUUUUGAUCAUGUAUGUGCCAUGGAAAGUGUUCUAUUUACUCAUUUCUUUGGGGAACAACUGCUUUAAAAAUGAAGGCAUUAUUGACAGUAUUACUUAUACAUUGUUUUAACAUGUAAAAAUGGUAUUAAUUAGUACUGCAUCAUUUAUUUCUAGUUUAAAGCUGUAAUGGACAGUGCAUAAGUUUGAGACCUCCAAAAACAUGCUUCCUUGAGCUUUCAUCUGUAAUAAAAAUGCAUACUAGAUUUUAAAAAAAUGGUCUCUCUGUACAGAUUGCUUUUACAAUUGUGUGAAUAUGUAUAAUGAAUUCUGCAUUUGUAACCCAAGAAUGAACUUUCCAAAUUGUAAAUGUUCAGGUUCUUAGUAUAAAUAGCUACUAAAUAUCUUACUCGGCCAGAAGUUCAAAUAAAGAUUAACCCUUA